AACAAACAAACAAACCAUCCAACCAACCCCAACCCAGGUCAUCUAAUGUCUAGCUCUCCCUGGUUCUGCUGUCCGUGUUGCGGGAAUCUGUGAAACAAUACAUAGGUAUGCGUAAAAAUCCUCGCCUUGGGGAUGGUCCGCUCUUGGAUCUGGAAUUCUGGUCUCAGUAUCUUCCAAGCUCAAUACUUAAAUAAUCCUCCUGGCAAGCUAAUGACACGAAAACCAUAUUUACUUGAAAGAAAAAUCGACUCCGACCAUAAAAUUGUAUGGAAUUUGACCUCGCCUCGAAAAAAUACUCCACAAAAGCUAUCUUUAAUAGGUGCCUGUCAUUGAAAAUCGGCAGGGCAGCGUCCCUUAAGCGCCUGCAAAAAUAGGGCUGUAAUUGUAGCCAGUGUGAGGAGGAUUUAUUUCUUCAAUUGGUUAAAUGGACACUACCUUACAGAACCAAGGUGAUUUUUGUAUUUUACAAAAUUCUGAAAUGCCAGGAGAAUCGGGAGGGGAAAAAAAUAGAGGGAAAGAAAGAAAAAAAUAGAGAAAGUUAUUGCAGCUAAAAAAGUAAACAUUUUUUUCCAGUCUUCUAUAUUAUUGCUGGUUUUGUGAUCUGCGCUUGAUAGCCCUUACAAUUGGUACAUACUAAUGGAACUGCGAGGGAAAUGUAAUAAUUUUGCUAUAAUGGGCUGUAACCUCAAUUCGACCCCAGCCCUGCAGCCCCGGCUCGGAAGCGUGAAGAUCUAACUUGUUUCCAGAGGGUGGCGCACGAGUCCGACUGAAAGUCAGGAGCUGAAGGCGGGGGCGCGCUUUGGGCGCGCGCGCCAACCCUCCAGCAUCCACCCAACUCCCCCAUUAGUGCACGAGUUUACCUCUAGAGGUCAUCAGGCAGGAUUUACGACUGGACAACAAAAGCACGUGAUUUGAAGUCGUACCCCAUAUUUGGGUGCCUACGUAGGAGGGAACCAAGUACAUGUCCCAGUCAUUUCCAUAAUUCAUCAUAAAUUGUGCAAGGGUGCUAUAGACGCACAAAACGACCAAGAGCCACAAAUCAAGCACACAUAUCAAAAAACAAAUGAGCUCUUAUUUUGUAAACUCAUUUUGCGGUCGCUAUCCAAAUGGCCCGGACUACCAGUUACAUAAUUAUGGAGAUCAUAGUUCCGUGAGCGAGCAAUACAGGGAUUCAGCGAGCAUGCAUUCCAGCAGGUACGGCUACGGCUACAAUGGCAUGGAUCUCAGCGUUGGGCGCUCAGCUUCCAGCCACUUUGGUGCCAAUGAGAGAGCCCGCAGUUACCCAUCCAAUGCAACCUCUGCAUCGACAGAGCCCAGGUAUAACCAACCUGCAACGUCUUCGCACUCGCCUCCACCUGAACCUCUGCCCUGCACCGCCGUGGCCACUUCGCCUGUCAGCGAGAGUCAUCACGGGGUGAAAAACUCCAUAGCUAACUCCACUAGCACUUCGUCCAAUUCCAGCAGCACUCACAUAAGCAGAGAGGGAGUUGGCACAUCGUCUGGGACUGAAGAUGACACCCCAGCAAGCAGCGAGCAGGCGAGUGCUCAGAGCGACCAAAGCCCAGCUCAGCCAUCACAGCCCCAGAUCUACCCCUGGAUGCGAAAACUGCACAUAAGUCAUGACAACAUAGGGGGGCCAGAAGGCAAAAGAGCUCGGACUGCUUACACCCGGUAUCAGACCCUGGAGCUGGAAAAGGAAUUUCACUUCAAUAGAUACCUGACCCGCAGAAGAAGGAUUGAAAUAGCACAUGCUCUUUGCCUCUCAGAGAGACAAAUUAAGAUCUGGUUCCAAAACAGGAGAAUGAAGUGGAAAAAAGAUAAUAAGCUCAAAAGCAUGAGCAUGGCCGCCGCGGGAGGGGCAUUUCGUCCCUAAUUGUUUGAGCGUUUAAAAGUACUGAGCAGUAUUAGCUGAACCUGCGUAUCGUGUCAGUACUAAGGUGACUUUCUAAACUUCCUUGUGUUACUUCUGUGAAGAAACCCUGUUCUUGUCGCCCCAAUUCAUCUUUUAAUCAUGAGCCUGUUUAUUACCAUUUAUCGCCUGUAUAAGUAGAUCUGCUUUCUGUACAUUUCUUUGUCUUGAAUGGCUUUGUCUUGAAAAAAAAUAGAUGUUUUAACUUAUUUAUAUGAAGCGAGCCGUGUUACUUGAAGUAACUGUAACAAAAAUGGAAUGAAAAGAAAAAGAACAAAAAAACCCACCCUCGACCUCGUUUAGUGCCAAUGUUGUGUGUUGCACUCAAUUUGCUUAACUGUGCAUGUGUGUGAAAGUGUUACUGUCUGAAUAGCUCCAAGCUGUUAAAAAUAUUUUUAUUCAAACUACCUAUACUUCCUGUGUAAUUAAUGCUGUUGUAGAGGUGAAUUGAUGAGAUACAACUUAACUUGUUAACCGUGUAGUGAAUAGUGAAUCUGUGACGAAAACUGUGACUUCAAGCAGUAUGUCCUUGCUGUGCCUUUGUAUGACUCUUUGCACGAACUCCUAGAAGUGGCUCUUAUAAGCGCAGCUUCAGUGAUGUAUGUUUUUGUGAACAAAGUUACAAAUAUAGUCCAAGUCUGGCUGUUUAAGCAAACUGUGAUCAGCUUUUUUUUGUAUUUGUUUUUAAGAAAAAAAACCUGACUGGAAACAAAAAUAAACUUUGUAUUGUAAGUU
Molecule: messenger RNA, 2644 nt
Organism: Ornithorhynchus anatinus (platypus)
Lineage: Eukaryota; Metazoa; Chordata; Mammalia; Monotremata; Ornithorhynchidae
Gene: HOXA5
Product: homeobox A5
Exons: 2
Coding region: 1064-1873 (269 amino acids)
Biological process (GO): regulation of transcription by RNA polymerase II; anterior/posterior pattern specification
Cellular component (GO): nucleus
Molecular function (GO): DNA-binding transcription factor activity, RNA polymerase II-specific; RNA polymerase II cis-regulatory region sequence-specific DNA binding
Source: RefSeq, a predicted model, not a curated record